AUGGAGAACAGCAACAACAACAACAAUAACGGUCAGGACUUGACAUCAGAAGUGGGAUCUGUCCACCAGCCUUCAGCACCAGAUGGACCAAGGCGUGCCCUGAUGGAAAUCAUCACUGCUAGAUUCCGAUGCAACGCUAGGCACAUUACCAUCGUUCAAUGCUACUCCCCGACGGAAGACGCCAGCGAUGACAUCAAAGACGACUACUACAAUGCCCUCACAUCUUUACUCACCAAGAGCAAGCGAGGUGAUAUUAAAAUUCUCAUGGGAGAUUUCAAGGCGAAACUAGGCCCCAACAACUACGGAUUGGAACCAAUCAUGGGCCGGCACGGUGUGGGAACACGUAGCAACAAUGGUGAUAGGCUGGCCGACCUAUGCCAGGCAUUUCAACUAGUCAUUGGUGGCACUGUAUUCCCCCAUAAGGAAGUGCACAAGUACACGUGGACAUCACCGAAUGGGCAUACACGCAACCAAAUUGACUAUCUGUGCAUAAACCGCGAUGAAUACAAGGAACUCUGCAAGCUAGUGAAGAAAACAGCCAGAAAUGACAAGAGAGCACUGAUGGAUAGACUUGCAGAAAAUGCAGAGAGCGCCGCCAACACCAUCAACAUGCGCUCACUAUACCAGACAAUUGGUAAGCUAUCUGAAAGCUACCAAAAGCAGAACCAUCCAGUACGAGAUGUCAACGGAACACUCCUUGUCGAUGAUGAUACCCAGAUCCGCAGAUGGCGACAACACUUCUUAGAAAUUAGUCACACAGAGCAUGCGAGCAGCGCAGAUAACGACUUCAGAAGUAUUGUACCCAACACCAACACCAGAAUUCCUCACAUGGCACCAUCUGUUAGAUAUAUUCGAGAUGCAAUCAGGAAAUUGAAGAACAACAAAGCAGCUGGAGAGCACGGUUUACCCGCAGAACUGCUCCAAGUUAAGAUGCUUCUAAUGGCCGAAACGUUGCACCCGCAUUUCGAGAGCAUAUGGGAGAACGAGUUAAUCCCCCCAUCUUGGAAGAAAGGCAUCAACGUAAAAUUACCGAAGAAAGGAGACCUCAGUGAUUGCAAUAAUUGGCGAGGAAUCACCCUGCUAAACACCAGUUACAAAGUGCUAGCCACUUUACUGAAUGAACGUCAACUGGAAAGAAUCGAGCCAACAAUACACGAUGAACAAGGAGGCUUUAGGCCACACAGAAGUUGCGUGGACCAGGCGAUUCAGUAG
Drosophila ananassae is the source of this 1212-nucleotide messenger RNA. RefSeq lists its product as uncharacterized. The record is from RefSeq and is a predicted model, not a curated record. Bases 1 to 1212 code for a protein of 403 amino acids. The transcript is spliced from 3 exons. NCBI's taxonomy places the organism in Eukaryota, Metazoa, Arthropoda, Insecta, Diptera, Drosophilidae.